Messenger RNA from Bufo bufo (common toad), 3056 nucleotides. Its product is annotated as protein KHNYN-like. The transcript has 8 exons. NCBI's taxonomy places the organism in Eukaryota, Metazoa, Chordata, Amphibia, Anura, Bufonidae. The record is from RefSeq and is a predicted model, not a curated record. Gene Ontology annotation, cellular component: nucleus; cytoplasmic ribonucleoprotein granule. Bases 118 to 2646 code for a protein of 842 amino acids. Gene Ontology annotation, molecular function: RNA endonuclease activity; mRNA binding.
CUGACACACAUAGGAACUUCCCAUCAGUCAUCGUGAUAGGGAGGCGGAGAAUUGGGCCAGGAAGUUUGCUUACAGCAAGGAAGAAAUAUCCUAAUGGCAUAAGCUGUGCUGCUUAGAAUGCUGAUGGCUGUAGGUGAGUAUGAGGCAGUGCAUGACAGCAACAGCAUGGAUGAAUUUGCUGUGCCUCGAGGAUCGGAAAAGGAGCUACGAGACCAACAUUCCCACAUUGAGAGGAUAUUUGGUAUCGCAAUGAACAUUUUAGGAGUUCUUACUCAAGAUCAGUUAUCCCUGCAAUCACCCGGACAGCAGCAGAUGUGGCUGCAGCUUCAAGGUAACAAAAGGAACAUAGUAAAGGCCAAGGAUUAUAUUAAAGGACUAUGCUCCCCAGAGUUAGAGGAAUAUGUCAACUACCCACGUGAGAUGCACUGUAUUUUUGUAGGGGCAAGAGGUCUUUUUCUUGAUUGCUUAAUUCGAGCCACUUCAUCAUGUGUGCAACCACAAACUCCUGGUCGUAUUAGAAUCUCUGGCCUAUUAGAAGAAGUGGUAAUGGCCCAGAGUCGGAUUCAUACUUUUUUAGAUGAAAGUAUAUCCAAAGCAGAUGACCAAGAAGCUUCCAUCAAAAGGAAUUUCAAGGAUCUGGUGGAGAAGCAUAAUGAUCAUCAUUCACUGGAUCUUCUAAUACUCCCUACUUCCAUAAAAGAACAAUUACUAUUCUUAGUAGAAGAAGAUAAGUAUCUCGGGGUGAAACAGUUAAUAACCCAUGAAAGGACACCUAUGCAACCAUCAGACGCAGCAAUGAGCAAUAGUCCUUUCUUCACUGCACCUGUAGAAUUCCAAAAUCCAAUAAUUACGAACAGUGCAACAUCUCAGCCAAUGGAUAGAUCUAAAUCAAAGUCCACUAAAAGAAUUUUGCGCCAAAGGGCCUCUGAGCCACGCCAAUUAAUUACUGAUAGUACAUGGGAUAACAGCAGACAUCCAAUGCAGAUAAGUAACAACAAGGGACCUACAGUACAGGAAAACAAUCACUACCCCUCUAGUCAACAUGCAGAAGAACCUACCCUGAGUGAAAAGGUGGAACCAUUAGAUGAUGAACAUGAUGAUGAGUUCAAGCAGAUAUCUGGAUUGCUUGAUACCAUAAUGGGAAGGGAUGAGAGAGAUCCUGGCUCUCAAGCUCAAUUUUCUUUGGGAACACAAAAAGAGUUUAACAUGCUUUUAGAUUUUUUUAAGACGAUGGGUUAUCAGGAAUCUGUUGUUCUUAAAGUGCUACAUGAGAAUGGGAUCCAGGAACCAUCGGAAAUACUGGACAAAGUUAACAUGGAGCAAUCUAGCCAUGAUCAGCUCAUGAGUCAAAAUACCAGGCCUUCAAUGUUAAAAGGGAUAUCAUAUACUCUUUCCAACAAUGAUGACGAUGAUAGUUACCUUCUAGAAGUGAUGAAGUCAGCAGCCAAGAAUUGUGGCUAUUCACCAAGUGAAAUUGAAGACAUUGGAGAUGGUUCUGUGACAGGACUGUUAAGAAAGCUGAAUGAAAAAAACAAUCCGGAGGAUUUUGCAAUGGCUGUUAAAGCUCAAAAUAAAGGGCAACAACAAAUGGACUUUAGACUUCAGCAGAACGCUGUUUCUCAAUCGCAACCUGAACCAAACAUUUCAGACUCUAGGAUGGUACAAUUCAAUGCUGGAAAGCAGGCAACACUGGACAGAAACUUUCCAGAGGAGGAUAUAUUUAAUGGUGGUGCCCAACAGGAACCUGUGGUUAUGGAUGAAAUUAUAAAGAGAGAUGAACACAAUGUCCCUGUUGUAACAGGAGUACAGAGGUUUAAUGAAGCAAUGCAGACACCUUUUGAGCUAAAUUUAAGAAAUGAAAAAGGAAAUGGCCAACUGAGGCAUAUUAUUAUAGAUGGCAGUAAUGUGGCUAAGAUACAUGGUCUCCAUCGUUUUUUCUCCUGCCGUGGCAUUGCACUAGCUGUACAGUUCUUCUGGGACAGAGGGCAUCGCAACAUCACUGUCUUUGUGCCCCAGUGGAGGAUGAAAAAGGAUAGCAAGGCUAAAGAGCAGAACUUCCUAACUGAGCUAAAUGAUCUUGGGCUUCUCUCUUUCACCCCUUCAAGAACCAUCGAAGGCAAAAGAAUUACAUCUUAUGAUGACAGGUUUAUGCUACAGCUGGCAGAGAAGACAGACGGCGUAAUAGUCACAAAUGAUUAUCUAAGGGACAUUUUUGCAGAAUCUCAUGCUUGGCAGAACAUCAUAAAGGACAGAUUGCUGCAGUUCACUUUUGUUGGAGACAUCUUUAUGGUUCCAGAUGAUCCUCUAGGGAGAAACGGGCCACCUUUGGACGAGUUUCUUACAAAGAGUUCUUUACCUAAGGCUAAAGCCAAAGGUCAUUCAUUUGCUGGGCGAAGGGCUACCCAUGCUCAACCAAAACCAUCUUCUCAAACAGAAGUCCUCAACCUUCGGGACAGAAAACCAGUUGGAUAUAAGGAGAGACAAGAUGAAGGUGUUCGUUCUCCCAUAGACACUGAGAGGCUGAGAUGUGAACUCUUAAGUAUAUUUCCUCAACAGGACUUUAAAGUGGAUUUUAUACUCCAAAAGGAGCCAUGCCUAAAUAAUCUUAAUAAGCUCUCAGAACUUCUUAUAAACCUCAAGUUUUGAACUACAGGCAAAUGAGUGACCAAAACAUUUUGUACACUGAUAUAAGCACUGCUGUAUCUUUAAUGGCAGCCACUAAGAAGGUCUGCUCUGGAUUAUUUAUUGCUCUUUAAAAAAACUUACCUUCUGAAGUUCAAUACAAAGGACUUACUGGUUUUUCAGUGCAUACCUUCCAAGCAGCAAAUUUAAGACAUAAAAAGAAAGAAAAAAGUAAUAGAAUGUAUAAGUUAUCUCAGUAAUAGUAUGUAUUAAAGGUUUUACAAAUCAUGAACUGUGUAAUGUGGGUACUAUCGACAUCUGACACUUGAUGUGCUUUUCAUCUUCUUUUUUUAUCUAGCCGUAGAAUAAUAUUAAAAUGUACAGUUACCAUUUUAUGUCCUUACAUUGUAAUUUUUACUUUUGGUGCAGAUUUU